Messenger RNA from Drosophila gunungcola (fruit fly), 632 nucleotides. RefSeq lists its product as uncharacterized. The transcript is spliced from 2 exons. Gene Ontology annotation, molecular function: odorant binding. Bases 79 to 459 code for a protein of 126 amino acids. Lineage: Eukaryota; Metazoa; Arthropoda; Insecta; Diptera; Drosophilidae. The record is from RefSeq and is a predicted model, not a curated record.
GAAUAAAGUACAAAACAAGAAGUUAUUUAAAGUUUAGUUAGCCACUUCUCAAAGUCAUAAUAAAAAACUAAUUUCGACAUGAAUGUCUUGCUUAUUUCGAUUUCCCUAAUUGUCAUCUUCGCUCUUGCAACUUCCAUGACACCACCGCCACUGCCAAAUCCAACCGAUGAACCAAAAGCUGCCAUUGAUUGUGCUAAAGAACACAAAAUUCCCAUGAAGGAAGCCGCUGGUAUUUUAAUGGGACGCAACAUAAAAAGAAAAACUCAGAACGUCAAGUGCUUCGUACAUUGCUACUUUAAGAAAUUUAAGGCCAUGGAUAAGGAAAAGGAAAAACUGGAUAAAGUUAAGAACAACUGCGAUUCCAUCAAGAACAACGAUAAGUGCGUGGAGUCCUUUCAAAAGUUAAAAUGCUUCCAUAAAAGUGCACAUAAGAAAUUGAUCCCUCUUUCAUUACAGUAAAGAAAUGUGAUGUGAUCUACAUAUAUAUAAUAUAAUUAAAGAAAUCCUAAGCAACUUUAGUACGCAAUAAAUAAAUUAAACAGUCAAUUCAGAGGCUUAAAUUCUUUUUGAAAUUGGAGCAAAAAUGAAUAUAGAAAUAAUUUGGGAAGCGCAUAAAAACGGAGUAGUAAAUC